GCAGUGGCGACCGUAAUGGUGCGCGGUGCGCGAGACAGACGUAGCGGUUGUUCGAACACGGCUGCGAAGUAUAGUUCUCGUUGAUACAUUGCAGCGAGCAUUUUGUCGUGGUGGUUCGGCUCUAACCCGUGACGGUUGAAUCUGUGAGAAUAGUGUCGCGCGAUGCCAGUAUCGGCCGUGAUCACGGUGCCCAUGUAGUGUUCGGUACGUUGCUUUGAGAACGACACACAACAGAUGAAUAUUUGCGACCGCGUACGCGUGACUUAAUCGAGGAAAAUGUGGAGCCCGACGCACGUCCAAGUGACAGUUCAAAGAGCAAGAAAUCUAUUGACCAAGGGAAAACACAAAACCAACGAUUGUUUCGUGACGAUCGCCCUCGGUAAGGAGAAGUAUCAGACCUCUGUGAAGGAGAAGGCCGCGAGGGACGUAGAAUGGCACGAGGAAUGCGAAUUAAUUAUCCCGGAGCAGGGGAACACCGCGGAAAUCGUGCUGACAGCCCUUCAUCGUAAUUUCCUGGGUGUCGACGAGUUCCUUGGCACCAUCAGCAUACCUUUGUCCAGCUUCGACGUCUACGAGAGACCCAGGAACAGAUGGUACACCCUCGGAAGUAAACCGGGCAAGGAGAAUACGAAGGAGCGCGGCGAGCUCGAAGUGAAGAUCGGAUUCAUCGUGAAGGCAGGCAGCUUGACAGAUUUGAGUCACAAAGAGCGGCACAAGAGCUCUUUGGGACAACUAUCCAACGCCGCCCAUUCGAUCGGCGGAAGUUUGCUGAGCAUAGGAAGCCUGGAGAAACGGAAAGGCCUGAAGAAGUUGGCGAAAUCCAUCGGCAAUCGCGUGAAAGGAAAAAGCAAGCAUAAUCUUGACAAAGAGGACGGUUUGGACGAGAGGGACGAGCGGAAGUUUCGAACUCCCACCAAGCAACAACCUGGCGAGGCUGAUCCCGGUGUAAUCAGCGAGGACGAGGACGAAUUUACGUUCGACGACCUGUCGCACAAGAGUUCGGCCUCGUCUUUGAAUGCCCCUGUCGUGGGCGGCAACAGUAACAGCGUGGUUUCCGUUUCUUCGAGCGUCUCUUCCGGCAAUCAUUCUAACGAGGCCAACCACCCACCGCCUGCGCCAGCUAACGCAGCGCCCAGCAAACCGCCUAGAUAUUCUAUGAGCGCAUCCACCACUUCUUUAUCGAAGGUCGAUAACACCAAGGACGACGAGUGGGGUCUGAAACUGUACGGGAAACAAACCCCUAAUAACGUUAAACGAUGGGAGAACAAGCCAAGUCCAAAGAUCGUGAUCGACGAGCCGAAAGAGGAUCAUCGCGAAGCGUCACCGGUUCGUUCACCGUCGUUGACGACCUUGAGAUUUCAAGAAACACCGGAGCCGCCGUUACCAGCGCCGCGUGAAGUCCUGCAGAACAAGAACAAAGAGGAGAGACCCGUGUCGAAUAAAGAUAAGAGCGCGAAAGAGGAGAAACUGAAGGAGAAGAAGGAGGAUCGAUAUGGUUGCUGGAGUCCCAAGGACGACAAACAGUCGAGGAAAGACAAGAAAAAGGAGAAAGAGAAUAAUAAACUGAAGGAGCUGAACGACGAUAAUAAUCAUUUGUCUUCGGAAAGAAUCAUCAUCGGCGGCGAGGACGCGAUUCGAAGCACCAUCACUGGAAAGAGCCACCUGCCGCACGAGGUUCUUUCUCAGUUUGAUGGGAAAUCGAGAGAGGACUUGAUAGAGCUAACGCUGCAGCUGCAGGCGGAAGUGAUGCAGAAAAAGAAGCGUUUGAACGAUUUGGAAGAUUACAUAGACGCGUUGUUGUUACGUGUUAUCGAAUGCUCGCCACGCUUGCUGCAGAAUCCCUAUCAAUCGCAGAGACGUUUGUCGUCGCCCGGACAUCAGUAGACAAUUAAAAAUGUUCUUCCAUCUGGUGGUGUUUCCUGAUGUCGAGAUCGAUUACAUCUCCCGGCGUGAUUAGUGAUAAUUGCCUAGCGCCCGUUUCGAUCCGUUCCGGUCGUUAACAUUUGCGCACGUUUGACUGCUGCUGCCGUGCAACCAUUUUUAUUUUACGAACCACGCGCUUUAAUUUAUUUUCGACUAACAAUUAGGAACCGUAACUCUUAAGUAAUGUUGCACAUAGGCGUUAUCGUCGUUUGUCGUUGCUUUCUCCUGAUUCUAGAGACUCUCGCGAAACGUUUAAUGUUUUCUUCGUUUUGUUAUCGUUCGAAUGAAGUAUUUUAAUUGUAAGAUUGUACGAGUUCGAAACAAAAAAAAAGAAAAAGGGCAAAGGAAA
Molecule: messenger RNA, 2272 nt
Organism: Megalopta genalis
Lineage: Eukaryota; Metazoa; Arthropoda; Insecta; Hymenoptera; Halictidae
Gene: Rip11
Product: Rab11 interacting protein
Biological process (GO): regulated exocytosis
Cellular component (GO): intracellular membrane-bounded organelle
Molecular function (GO): small GTPase binding
Source: RefSeq, a predicted model, not a curated record